Pseudophryne corroboree (corroboree frog) is the source of this 3808-nucleotide messenger RNA. It is a transcript of the gene MFSD11, whose product is annotated as major facilitator superfamily domain containing 11. The transcript is spliced from 14 exons. The record is from RefSeq and is a predicted model, not a curated record. The coding region runs from base 534 to 1886 and encodes 450 amino acids. NCBI's taxonomy places the organism in Eukaryota, Metazoa, Chordata, Amphibia, Anura, Myobatrachidae.
UGGCCAGACUGUGAAGCUGUGUAGCAGACAGUUCUUUGUGCUCUUCGGCAGACAUAUUAUCGCGCCUACAUCUCCUGCAGUAACCUGACUGUAGCAGACACUGCACUGCCCCACAAAGGAUCUGCUGCAGGAAUUGUUUACGUCCUGCAGAGCAGACAUAUGGGGAGAAGCUGCCUUCACUAAAGGUGCUAGCCCCUCCUCCUAUGCUGCUGCUGUAUUCUAGGGUGUCAUCAUUUGACUCUAUUUCCCAAUAUGCUCAGGGAGGAGGAUCCACCUCUAGCACCAGCUGACUCUGCUGGAGGAAGUAGUGGUUGUGAGAGGAGUAAUGUCUCUGUCUGGUUACAGGUCAGCUGACUACAGAUCGCCCCGUGUUCCCAUAGUACCUACCCGGCAGGCACACUUCCACUUGUUCAAUGCCCUGUAGUCUGUCCCUGGGCUGCAGAGACUGAGCCACCUGCUAAGAAGUUGGUGGUUAUAAAGUUUGUUUCCAGGUUUUUUUUUUUUAUGAAGUUGAUUUGAUUUAUAAAGCAAAAAUGACUCCAGAACAGAAGAAGUUUUUGAACAUUUUCAUCCUGGGCAUCGCCUUCAUGUUUAUGUUUACUGCCUUUCAGACAUGUGGCAAUGUAGCGCAAACGGUGAUCGCCAGCUUGAACAGCACAGAAUUUCAUGGAAGUGGUUAUACAAGCAUGGCUAUCAUAUAUGGAGUGUUUUCAGCCUCCAAUCUUAUAGCUCCUUCUGUGGUUGCAUUGAUUGGUUGUCAGCUGUCCAUGUUCUUUAGUGGAAUAUUUUAUAGCGCCUAUAUAGCAAUGUUUAUACAGCCAUUCACAUGGUCGUUUUACACUUUAUCAGUUUUAAUCGGGAUCGCAGCUGCAGUGCUCUGGACUGCUCAAGGUACCUGUCUGACUCUGAAUUCUGAUGACAAGACCAUUGGGAGGAACAGUGGUAUAUUCUGGGCGCUGCUACAGUUCAGUAUGCUCUUUGGAAAUCUCUACAUCUAUGUGGCAUGGAAAGGAGAAGCCAGCAUAUCGGAAAGAGAUCGCAGGACAGUGUUCAUAGCGCUCACAGUCAUCAGCUUGGUUGGGACAGUCCUGUUUUUUCUCAUCAGGACUCCGACCUCAAACAUUUCACAGCUAAACGAGGAGGAGGAUGCAAGUUCUGAUAUUCUGGAAGAGAACCUGUUUUCACAAAGCAAAGGUUCUAAAGCUGUGGAAGCCUUUGUAAAAUCUUUGAAGUUGUCGAUCACAAAAGAAAUGCUACUGCUGAGUGUAUCCAUGGCAUAUACAGGUUUUGAGCUCACCUUUUACUCCGGCGUGUUUGGCACAUGUAUAGGGUCUAUAAACUCGUUUGGAGCAGAUGCUAAAAGCCUAAUUGGACUUUCUGGAAUAUUUGUUGGACUUGGAGAAGUUUUAGGUGGAGCUGUCUUUGGAUUGCUCAGCAAGAACAGUCGAUUUGGCAGAAAUCCAGUGUUCCUUCUGGGGCUUGUAGUUCAUUUCCUGGCUUUCUACCUGAUAUUCCUCAGUGUUCCAAAUGAUGCACCCAUUGCCUCAGGUGAUGGAACCUACAGUCGGGCAUUCAUAGAUCCUAGCAAAGUCCUGGCACUUUUCUGCAGCUUUCUGCUGGGUCUAGGAGAUAGCUGUUUCAAUACUCAACUCCUCAGCAUUUUAGGGACCCUAUAUUCAGAUGACAGCGCUCCUGCUUUUGCAAUCUUCAGAUUUGUGCAGUCCAUCUGUGCAGCUGUCGCAUUCUUUUACAGUAACUACCUCCUCCUGCAGUGGCAGCUGUUAAUCAUGGUGCUAUUUGGAUUAUUUGGAACCAUCUCCUUUUUCUUUGUGGAAUGGGGAGUGGUCAGUUUGGAUCCACAAGAGACUCGCUAUGGCAGCAUUUGAUGUUGUCCUUCUGUUCCACAGCUUGCUGCUCACAGGGCACCAGAUUCAGCAUUUGUCUGGCACCAGAAAGGAUAAGUAAGGGACAACGAGAUCUGCGCUGGCCGCAGGGCAUUCCCCAGACCCAGUCUGUUGACUUUAAAAUUCAGGACAACUAUGAUGUGACCAUAAUGCACUUUGUCUCAAGUGACUUUUGGGAGAAAAAUAAAACAAAAACACGUGGCAGGGGUUGUUAAACAUUGCCAGUGUAAUAGCUGCUAAACUCCUCGGGCUGCUGUCUUACUAGCUUAUUACAGUUGCAUGCCAAUUAGGAGAGGAUUGAUUACAUUCCCCUGACUGCAAUGAACUUCUUCAGAUGUAACACUCCCAAACCUUAAAUAAUGUGACAUUUUUAAAAUGUGUUUCUUUCUUUCAGAAAAUAUACUUCCUUUCAGGGUUACUAGUUGAACCUAUGCCGUAGCAAGGCUGAAGCAGAAGUCACUGGUUAAAUGUUUUACAGUUUCUGUUCAUAUUCAUAGUGAUUUUAAUCUGAUUUUAUUAGUGCCAAAUGAGCCGUGACACACACACACUCCCUGUAUAAACUUUACUCUUGUUUAGUAUUUUAGAACUGCUGGUUGGGUGUUUUUUGUGUUUUAUGGUAUGUGUUUCAUAAUUUGCACUAGUGAGAUGAUGUUCCCUUCAGAGUAGCGGUGUAUAAUUCUAGGAUAUGCGAUGGUCAGCGGGUGCAUUAGUCUCUUGUGUUACAGCAUGGAAGUCUUUGAUUUUCUUGUUUGAAGAGCAUUCAAAGGGUCCCUGUAGGUUUCACAAACAAGUGACAAACAUUUAGCACUCAUUCAUCUGCUGGGUCAACUCUGUGCAUUCUUGCUGUACUGUAUGUCAUGCUUUUUGACACUAAUACCAGAGCCAUAACACUACUUAUCUGAUAACUGUGCCAUAGGCAUUUCUAGAAAGCUGUGUGUCCCCUUUGGAGAAAAAUAUCAUGCAGAAUUUAUCCAUCUGGUCUCUGGGAUAGAAAAGUUAUAGUUUGGUAAUAACAAUUUCAUUUGUACAUUGUCAAAGACAUCAGGUGUAAACAAAGUAUGCUAUUAGUCCACUUUAAUUCAAGGUUUCCUUUCUGUACUAUGGCACUCAUUCCGAGUUGUUCGCUCACUAGCUGCUUUUAGCAGCCGUACAAACGCUAAGCUGCCGCCCUCUGGGAGUGUAUCUUAGCAGAAGUGCGAACGAAAGGUUUGCAGCACUGCUGCAAAAAAAGAUUGUGCAGUUUCUGAGCAGCUCGAGACCUACUCCUAGCUUGCGAUCACUUCAGGCUGUUUAGUUCCUGUUCUGACGUCACGAACACGCCCUGCGUUCGGCCAGCCACACCUGCGUUUCCCCAGGCACGACUGCGUUUGUAUGUGUCACACCUGCGUUUUUACACACACUCCCCGAAAACGGUCAGUUACCUCUCAAACACCCACUUCCUGUCAAUCACUCUGCGGCCAGCAGUGCGAUUGAAAAGCGUCGCUAGACCUUGUGUGAAACUGCAUCGGCUGUUGUGAAAGUUCGUUGCGCGUGCGCAUUGCGCCGCAUGCGCAGAAUUGCUGUUUUUUUUGCCUGAUCGCUGCGCAGCGACCGAAAACAGCUAGCGAACAACUCGGAACGACCACCUAUGUUUCCGGGGUCUCUCUGUUAGGGUGGUGCAUCUGUUACGAAAUUAUUUGUUACAGACAAGGGGGUUGGUGUUUUGUGGAUUUACAGGUCUCCUUUCUCUUUGCCAUAGUAGAUGGAUAUGUGUGAUGGAAGCACAGCAUUGCUCAGUGUUACUUGAUGCCUUUGGGUUCCAUUAGUGAACAGAGUAUAAUAACAUUUGUGUUUAGCAACACUUAUUUAAAAGUGUUAAGAGUUUGAAUUUAAUUGACAGGAAAUAUACGUGAGACUUGCCAUCA